GUGAAGAGUUUAUUUCAGAGUUUCAGAUUUCAAACUCACACUUCUGUACUGACAUGUGUGUGAACUGUGAAAGGAGGAAACUGUUCGAGGAGGAAGGAACUGGGUUUUUAUUCUUCUGUGAAAGCGUGACAGCGACUAGACGGCAGUUCCUUUUCGGUUUCUCAUCAAAACUAAAGCCAGACAGAGCUACUACUGCACUCCGUACAGACAGCAGACCAUGAAGCUUCUCCUUUUAAUGAGUCUUCUGAUCUACAGCUCCAUACAAACAGCUCAGACUGGAAUAUUCAGUCGGAGUGAAACAGAGGGGAGAUUCGUCAUCCUGGCCUGUGGAAAUGAGGGUAACGUGACCUGGGAAAAAGGCACUGAUGAAAGAAGAUCUACCAUCCUCACAGCUAAAGAUGGAGAAAUCACCCAGAGACUCAGGCCUGAUCCAGAAAACAGAUACAGUGUAUUAACUGAUUUAUCACUGGUGAUAAGGAGCCUUUCUCUCUCUGACUCUGGGAUUUAUUACUGUAACGCUGCUCCUGCAGUGAAUCUGACUGUGAAUCCUGCUCCACCAGCAGCCAGCACAGCUUCACCUACAACAACAGCCAGCACAGCUUCACCUACAACAACAGGUUUCUUUAGCGCUAUUGCUGUGCUGGUCGGAGUGCUGCUGAUAAUGUUGGCUCUGUUCGUACAGAGAUGCUGUUUCAAAAGGAAAGCUGCCAGAGCCACCAAGACUGAUAAUGUCUAUGAAAUCGUAAAUGAUGAGGCAGCAACCACACAGCCUGCAUCUUCUCCUCCAAAGGAAUAUGAAGCCAUUUAUGUGCUGGCAGGUGAUCCGGAGGUCAUAAAACUGGGCUUGAAGAACCAAAGUGCAGCUUCCCCUUUAAAACCACAAGCUCAGUCCACUGAGAACAACCCGAGUGAGCCGCUCUAUUCCAGCAUCCAGCUUCCCCGGCCUCUGUAAGGCCUAGCUCUGGUGAGUGGUUGGAGAUGCCUAGGAUGUGACAUUAUAUCAGGUCAGAAGUUAAGAAGAUAGCACAAAACAUAUUUAUUCACCAAAGAAGCUAUGAAUCAUAAUAUAACAUUGAUAUUACCCUUAAUGUUUAAAGACCACUCCCACUAGUAUAUUCACUAUACACACUAUAUGGCCAAAAGUAUGUGGACAGCUGACCGUCACACCUGUAUGAGCCUGUUGGCCAACCCUUUCUUCAUGGAGUUGACCUAUGUUUGUAUCUAUAACAGCCGUCGUUCUUCUGGGAAGCUUUCCACAAGAGAAUGGUGUGUAUCUGGGAAUUUGUGCCCAUUCAGUCAAAAGAGCAUUUGUGAGGUCAGACACUGAUGUUCUGGCUGACAAUCAAC
This is a messenger RNA of Pygocentrus nattereri (red-bellied piranha), 1347 nucleotides long. RefSeq lists its product as uncharacterized. Lineage: Eukaryota; Metazoa; Chordata; Actinopteri; Characiformes; Serrasalmidae. The transcript has 9 exons. The record is from RefSeq and is a predicted model, not a curated record. The coding region runs from base 218 to 952 and encodes 244 amino acids.